AUGGCGGGAAAAAUGAUCCCAUAUGGUGAGGGUAAUACUACUACUACUGUCAACUUUGUGUAGCUUUUGUGAAUCUCCAUUUAGCAUUGGAACAAGCCAGGGGUAGCGUUUUUACCUUGGUUAGAAAUGGUAUGGUUAUAAAGAUCAAGGUACCACAGCUGCACCAUUACUUAAGUACUGUUUUCCUGGCCCAUCGGUAAGCACCUUAGACCUGAAGAAAUCUCCAUCAACAUAUAACACUGUUAUGUAUAUGCUACCGUUAACUAUGUUGAACACACUUGAUGGCAUACCAACCAAUAAAGGAAAUGGAAUUAAGAAGUGUUUCACUUGUGUUCACUAUGAUGGAAUGCCAUUAAAUAUUGGGACAUUCCCGAGGCAAGAUAAUGGGGAAAUAAACUUCAAUGGAUUUCUACCGGCAAUAAAUCUUCAUCAUCACAUGGACGAUUUAUACAGAAAUGGCAAUGCAGCUGUUCAUCACUACAAUAAAGGAGAACUGUGA
Messenger RNA from Paramuricea clavata, 499 nucleotides. The record is from the annotation of a GenBank genome assembly. NCBI's taxonomy places the organism in Eukaryota, Metazoa, Cnidaria, Anthozoa, Malacalcyonacea, Plexauridae.